Labrus bergylta (ballan wrasse) is the source of this 9247-nucleotide messenger RNA. NCBI's taxonomy places the organism in Eukaryota, Metazoa, Chordata, Actinopteri, Labriformes, Labridae. The record is from RefSeq and is a predicted model, not a curated record.
CUUGUCCUGCAGGCAGCAUUCCGGGUGGAGAGUGUGAGAGAAAGAGAAAGACUGGGGAGAUUUUUAAGGCCGUAUACUUUAAAUUGUGUACAGCAAGAGCUAAUCGCUGUGCCCACUGACCCGGUGCGGAGUCUAAGCAGGAUAUGGGCUCUCCAGGCGAGAUCCCGGGACAAAACAUGGAGCUCUAAGUCAGCUCUCUCCAUCCAUCUCUAUUUCCUGCCUUGCCCGCUGCUCGCCAAAACCAUCUCCACUACCCUGCUGUAGCGGUUUGGCUCAGACUCCUUCAAGAAAAGAAGAGGGGGGGAAAAAAAAACCCAAGUGGGAGGGAGCGGUAAACUUUCCCCAGCUGCUGUCCAGACACACACAUGCUGCAUUGCUGCCAUUCCCCAAGCCCUGCUCCAUCCAUCUCUAGGGCACUGCCACUAGCUUGCUAGCGAGCUAGCACUUUGCACAAACACAAGGCCUGUCCUUGGGGAUAAAAAUACAAGCACAAGGCUGUGUGCAAUUGCCUCUUUCUUUUAUCUCACUUUUUCCGGGUCACUCUGCCACACACUCGCUAACUGGGGCUCCUUUUGUUGAGCUGUCAUUCCUGCUGCAUUGAACGGUGGAGGAUUGCUGGUAUCCAGUCAGUCAGUCAGUCAUUCAUUCAUUCAUACAGACAGGCUGAGGAAGCCAGAGGGGUGGGUUAUCAGAGGCCAGGAUGAUGGAGCCCAGCAUGGAGAACUGCCUGGCUCUGGUCCUGCAGAAGGACAUGGGUCGACGGCUGCAGGUGGGGCAGGAGAUCAUCGAUUACUUCUUGGACAAAGAGAAGUCCCACGACCUGGAGCAAGAUCAGACAGCGCUGGACAAGAUGGUGGACGGCAUCGCCAGCACCUGGGUCAACUCCAGCAACUUCAAGGUGGCUCUGCUGGGUUUGGACCUCUUAUCUGCCUUAGUGACACGGUUACAAGAGAGAUUCAGGGCCCAGGUGGGCACAGUUCUGCCCAGCCUUAUCGAUCGAUUGGGAGAUUCAAAAGACCAAGUGCGAGAUCAAGACCAAACAGUGCUGCUUAAGAUCAUGGAACAAGCUGCCAGCCCGCAGUACGUGUGGGACCGAAUGCUGGGAGGCUUCAAACACAAGAACAACAGGACCAGAGAAGGAGUGUGCCUUUGUCUCAUCGCCACGCUGAGCACAUACGGAGCUCAAGGCCUGACCCUCAGUAAAAUAGUUCCCCACAUAUGUAACCUCCUGGGGGACCCGACGAGUCAGUUUGUCAUCGUGGUGGCAGAUUUGGAUGCCGUCUAUUUUGGUCUUGGCUCUUCUUGCUGCACACAGCGGAGGGAGAGCUUCUCACCCAUAAAGUUGAAUGUAAUCUUCAGUAAAUUUGAUGAAGUCCAAAGAUCUGGGAACAUGAUCCCCUCCUCUGGCUCAGAUAAGAACUUUGAGGAUGAAGACUCUGUGGAUGGAGGCCGGUCCUCCUCUUCUUCUUCGUCCAAAGCGCCCCCCAGUGGCAGGAAGCCUGUAAUGACCUCUGUUAGGAGACCCAGCUCAGCCACAGCUAAGCCUUCAGCUAAAGAAGCUGCUGCCGGUGCUGUUGACGAAGAGGAUUUCAUCAAAGCCUUUGAAGACGUUCCCUCAAUCCAGAUCUACUCCAACAGAGAGCUGGAGGACCAGCUCACUAAGAUCAGAGAAGUGUUGUCUGAUGACAAACAUGACUGGGAGCACCGAGUGGUUGCGCUUAAGAAGGUCCGCUCUGUCAUGAUGGCUGGUGCAACUGAUUAUGAGGGUUUCCCUCAGCAGCUGCGUCUCCUGGAGACGUCUUUAAAGCUGUCGGCUAAAGACCUGCGCUCACAGGUGGUUCGAGAGGCCUGCAUCACACUGGGACAUUUGUCAUCACUGCUGGGAAACAAGUUUGACCAUGGAGCGGAGAGCGUCAUGCCCACACUGCUGAACCUUGUGCCCAACAGUGCCAAAGUCAUGGCCACGUCUGGAAUGGCCGCCAUCCGCCUCAUCCUCAGGCACACACACUAUCCACGUCUCAUCCCCAUCAUCACCAGUAACUGCACGUCCAAAUCGGUAGCAGUGAGACGACGCUGUUAUGAGUUCUUAGAUCUCAUGUUGCAAGAGUGGCACACGAACACACUGGAACGACAUGUGGCUGUUCUGACUGAGACCAUCAAGAAAGGCAUACACGAUGCAGACUCUGAGGCCAGAUCCAUCGCAAGAAAGUGCUACUGGGGUUUCCAUGGACACUACAGUCGAGAGGCAGAGCACCUCUUCCAGGCGCUGGAGUCGACCUAUCAGAAGGCCCUCGCGUCUCACCUGAAGAGCUCCGACAGCAUCGUGUCUCUGCCUCAGUCUGACCGCUCCUCCUCGUCCUCCCAGGAGAGUCUGAAUCGGCCAUUGUCUGUGAAGAGUGUCAUUGGAGGGAGCAUAACCAGAAGUAAGCUUGUGAGCGCCAGGGUGUCUUCGACGCCGGGUUCUCUGCAGCGUUCUCGUAGUGACAUAGAUGUUAACGCCGCCUCCAGCGCCAAGUCCCGUCUGUCCACCGUUCCUGCCUCCUCGCCGUUCGGCUCUGCAGCGGCCCUUCCCCCGGGGUCCUACGCCUCGUUAGAUGGCACUCCUGGUAAAAGUGAUGGUCGCGUUCGUACCAGGAGACAGAGCUCAGGCAGCGUGGGCGGGGCCAGUACCUCGGUGGUGGACAGCAGGGGGCGCAGCCGAGCCAAAGUAGUCUCCCAGUCCCAGCGAUCCAGAUCAGCCAAUCCCAUCAGUGCUGGCAGUCGCUCCAGCUCUCCAGGAAAGCUGCUCGGUCACGGCAGCUACGGCCGGAUCCCUCGAGCUACGGUGUCAGCCGCCAACACACCAUUGGACAAACGCAGCAGAAUCCCUCGCAGCCAGGGCUGCAGCCGUGAGACCAGCCCCAGCCGACUGGGCCUCGCCAGCCUGUGUGGUAAAGCUCUUCUUCCUGCUGCUCUUCCCUACCGCACGCUAGCCCGGAGCCGUAUUCCCCGUCCCAGCAUGAGUCAGGGCUGCAGUCGCGACACCAGUCGCGAGAGCAGCCGCGACACCAGCCCCGCUCGGGGCUUCACUCCUCUGGCCUCCCGACGUCACUCCCGUUCAACCAGCGCUCUCUCCACAGCCGACCCCCACGGCCAGUCAGACCGAUAUGGUUUGAUUCACCAAGCAAGAAUCUCUGCGUCAGUUAACGCCAUGAGGGUCCUAAACACGGGCACAGAGGUGGAGGCAGCUGUAGCUGAUGCUUUGCUUUUAGGAGACUCCAGGAAUAAGAGGAAGCCGUUGAGGCGGAGGUACGAGUCACCGGGGAUGUACUCUGACGACGAUGCCAACAGCGAUGCGUCGAGUGCCUGCUCAGAGCGCUCGUAUAGCUCCAGGAACGGAGGCAUCCCUCAUUACCUCCGCCAGACGGAGGAUGUGGCGGAGAUCCUGAACCACUGCGCCAGCUCCAACUGGUCAGAGAGGAAGGAGGGCCUGCUGGGCCUGCAGAAUCUCCUCAAGAGCCAAAGAAUACUGAGCCGAGUGGAGCUGAAGAGACUUUGUGAAAUCUUUACCAGGAUGUUUGCAGAUCCACACAGCAAGCGAGUGUUCAGCAUGUUUCUGGAGACUCUGGUGGACUUUGUCACGGUGCACAGGGAGGACCUGCAGGACUGGCUCUUUGUCCUGCUCACUCAGCUGCUCAAGAAGAUGGGGGCAGACCUGCUGGGCUCAGUCCAGGCCAAAGUCCAGAAGGCCCUGGAUAUCACAAGGGAGUCUUUCCCAUUUGACCAACAGUUCAACAUUCUGAUGAGGUUUAUCGUGGAUCAGACUCAGACACCGAAUCUCAAGGUAAAGGUGGCCAUUUUGAAGUACAUCGAGUCCCUGGCUCGCCAGAUGGACCCGACGGACUUCGUCAACUCCAGCGAGACUCGACUGGCCGUGUCACGGAUCAUCACCUGGACCACAGAGCCCAAAAGUUCAGAUGUCAGGAAGACCCUUCAUAACUGGGUGAGCGAGGAGCUAGCUGGCAGGUCCAGUUCUGCUGCCUUACUGUCUGCUGAAGGCAACCAGGAAGACAGGUGUAAGCAGGCGGCUCAGGUGGUUCUGAUCUCUUUGUUCGAGCUCAACACCCCGGAGUUCACCAUGCUGCUGGGCGCUCUGCCUAAAACCUUCCAGGACGGAGCCACCAAACUGCUGCACAACCACCUGAAGAACUCCAGCAACACCAGCAGCAGCAGCGUGGGAUCUCCGAGCAACACCAUUGGUCGGACGCCUUCACGUCACACCCCCAGCAGAACCAGCCCCCUCACCUCUCCGACAAAUUGUUCCCACGGAGGACUAUCUCCAAGUCGGUUAUGGGGUUGGGGUGUCGACGGACUUUCAAAGCACCCUCCUGCCCCUCCUCCUCCUCCUCCUCAGCCCCACUCCACCCCUGCUGCCCCCUCCUUAAGGGUCCUGCGCAGAGCAUAUUCACCAAGUAUGAUGGAGUACGACACUGAGAACAUGAACUCUGAAGAGAUCUACAGCUCCUUACGUGGCGUCACAGAGGCCAUCCAGAGCUUCAGCUACCGGAGCCAGGAGGACCUGAAUGAGCCGAUCAGACAGGAGGGCAAGAGGGACGACGCAGCAGGACGAGAAGGCGUAGCGUCCUCUCCCGGCUCAGACGCCCGCCUGGGCUUGGACGUUGUUGAAGGGGGUCGCACCGCCUUGGACAACAAGACCUCACUGCUCAACACGCCUUCGCCCCGCUCGUUCUGUGGCCCGCGGGGUCGGGAAUUCGCACCUUACGGUUACGGCGAAACCAUCUGCACGUAUGACAAGAGCGCCCUGAAGGAGGCCGUGUUUGACGACGAUGUGGAGCAGUUCAGAGACUGCCGACGUCAGGAAAGCGGUGAAAACAAGAUGACGCUCCCCAAGGUCUUUGGACCCGUUAAAGUCGGUCAGGACCACUCAGACAUGGUAGCGGACCUUCUUAAGGAACUGUCCAAUCACAACGAGCGUUGCGAGGAGCGUAAAGGCGCCCUGGUGGAGCUGCUGAAGAUCACACGAGAAGACAGCACGGCCGUGUGGGACGAACACUUUAAAACCAUCCUCCUCCUGCUGCUGGAGACGCUGGGUGAUAAAGAUCACACCAUCCGAGCUUUGGCCCUUCGUGUGCUGAAAGAAAUUCUGAGGAACCAGCCGGCCCGCUUCAAAAACUAUGCCGAGCUCACCAUCAUGAAGACCCUGGAGGCUCACAAAGACUCUCACAAAGAGGUGGUGCGUGCAGCAGAGGAGGCAGCUUCCACGCUGGCCGGCUCCAGCCAUCCAGAGCAGUGCAUCAAGGUCCUGUGUCCUAUUGUGCAGACGGCUGACUACCCCAUCAACCUGGCUGCUAUCAAGAUGCAAACCAAAGUCAUUGAACGCAUUGCCAAGGACUCCUUACUGCAGCUGCUGCCCGACAUCAUCCCGGGACUCCUGCAGGGCUAUGACAACACAGAGAGCAGCGUUCGCAAGGCCAGCGUGUUCUGUUUGGUGGCUAUCUACUCGGUGAUUGGCGAGGACCUCAAACCCCACCUGGCACAGCUCACGGGCAGCAAGAUGAAGUUACUGAACCUGUAUAUCAAACGAGCCCAGACCACCAACAGCAACAGCAGCAGCUCCUCCGACGUCUCCUCCCACAGUUAAUCCAGGAAGUCGUGAUCUGGAAACUCUGAGGGACAGCGUUCAUGGAUCUCCACUCGCUCUUCUUUCAGACCUCUGAGCUUCCCCCUCCUCCUCGUCCUCCUCGUCAUGACUAGAGCUCAACUUACUCCGCUCACGCUUUCCUCCUGAUUCGAGGAGAUCCCUUCAGCCACAUGUUCGUCUUUCGGAUCCUCUUCUCCAUUUUAGCUCCAGAAACGUUUGAAUGUAACUGCGGAUCAGUUUGAAAAUCUGGAGGAGGAGUUUAUGUGGAUAUAGAAAAUGCCUUCUUUUUUUUUUUUUCAUCCUCCACAACCUGAACACCACCUUUCUUCAAAAAAACAUAAAUGUUGUCCUCGUGCCCUCAGAAUUAAAAUCAUCAGGAGUUGGUAGAUUAGAGGAGGGAAUGUUGUUUCUGUCAACUUCACUUUAAGUUUAGCAUGAAAUGUCAUUUGGCUGGCCCAGUGAUGGUAAUACGCCCCUCUGGAUUGGGAUGAAUUCUCGUUCUUUGAGUGUAAAAAUCAAAAAAAAAAAAAAGUGAUGUGUAAGGGAACAUCACGCUGGAAAAUGUCAGAGCAUAUUUAGUUCCCUUUAUUGAUCAGGAUAGCGACUCAGGCGCCUGUAUGUGGAGGGCUUUUUUGUUUUUUUUAAAGCUCAUUUGUAAUUCAGGGUGGCUCAACCAAUUGAAUCCUUCACUAAUGAAAGUGUUAAAUUAAACAAGUUGCCAAAAGAUACAUUUCCAGCGACAGAAUUGACAAUCCUUUAAGUUCUGUGCAGGUUUUUGAAGUAGCAGACGAUGUUAAACUGAGCUGAUGGAAAGUUACAUUGCCUGUGUUUUCACACUGAAAAUACUUUGAUUUAUUGAACAGCUAUUUUUGUUUUGUUCGGAUUGCUUUUGGAAAAAAAAACUGUUGCCUGCGGUUUGCCCAGUUUUUGGCAUCUUACCCUGUAAAUCUCUGAGACUGCUGCUCGAGUGGAGCGCCGGCUUGAAGAGGAAGUCUCUUGUAAAUACUGCACAUGUGGAUUUGAGAGGGAGACCCAUGAUCCAAGUCAUUCAUGAAAGACAUUCCCAGGCCUUAUUCACUUCACAUACACACUGAUAAUGUUUGCUGACCGGGGCUGCAGAGAGUGAAUGACAUGUACGGUACUGUAACUGUCGGCUCUCUAAAAGAAAUGUGAAUGUGCAGGAAGAAGGAGCCCGUGUGUGUUUGUCCGUGUGUGUGUGUGUAUGCGUGUGUGUGUGUGUGUGUUCUGGACCUGUGAUGAUACAAACACAGUAUUAGUCGUUUCCUCCGGCCUCCUACACGUAACCACAGCUUCUGCAAUGAACUCACAAACAAAGGUAUUUUGUACAUACACUUUUAGACCACUGCUUCGCAAAAAUUUGUUUAAAAAAAAAAAAAAGAAGAGUGAAAAGUGAACAUCUCACUUUUUUUGCACGUUACCCAAAUAGCUUGCAUGAAACCUGCAGCACACGUGUCAACUCUGUGCCCCUGAGGUUUUUUUUUUUUUUUUGGUUUUUUUUGGCUGUUAAAGUGCACUUGUUACAUCAUCAGAUUACUCAUCUGUAAUUUAAUGUUUCAGUCGGUGAGUUCAGUUGUCCCUUUAGCCACACACACAUGUGGAAGGUACGAACGGAGCAGGAAGUGUGACCUGUGUCACGUUGAAGGUUUAAACUGGUGAAAAGAAGCUUUCAAGAAAACCUCUUGGCACAGAUUUUACCUUUUAUUUUUUAAGAAUAAUUCCAUUUAUUUGUUAUCAUGGACCCUGGUUUGAAUUAAUUUGGAGCCUUUUUUAAGGUUUUUUUUUUUUGGGGGGGGGGUUUCCUUUAUGGGAUAGGACAGCUGAAGAGAGAGAGGACAUGCUGGGAGUAGCGAGUGGGGGAUGACAUGCAGAAAAGGGCCGAGGUCCGAUUUAAUCCCACGGCUGCUACGAUGAGGAUUUACAGCCUCUGUACAUGGGGGCGUGGGACAUCACCGCUGGCCCCAUGUGGGAUCUUUUUGACUGAAAGGUAAAAAAAAAGUUUUUAAAAUUGCUCCAGUAGAUUGCUUCAGCCGACGGUUUUGAAACAGACUGACAACACAAUCACGACUGCACUCGAUAGAAGAUGUAAAACCAAGGUGUCUGACAAUCUCUGGAAAAGAUUCCAACAGAUAUCAAACUUUCUUCUCAGAGGAAUCAGAUCGUAGUCGCUCCGUUGCUCUCGUCAGAGCUGCCGGACUCCGUUGACAAGAACAGUUUAUUCAACUUAGCAAAGCAUGGGAGCUGCUGAUCUACCGCUGCCUCGACUUGUUAGUCUGCUUUUGUUAUGAGCUGCGAUGUUUGAAACGCUUUGUUCUGAAACGACACCAUAUUUGUUGUACACGUAGCAUUUCAUAUGAAAACACUGAGGUAGAUAAGCCCCCUCCCUUGCUCUGUGUGGUCAGUCGUUUUUUUUUACGAGUGGAUUCUGGAGGCUUUGAAGAGAGAGAGGAAAAGUCCGCUUGUGAGUUUCAGUUGUUUUCUCAACAUCUCGUCUUAAUUAUCUCGUCAUCUCAGGAUGAUAAUGCUGAAUUUCCCGUGAUAACAAGUGGAUUUCUCGAGAUCUGGAGAAAAGUCGUCAUCACAGGAAAACCAGAGUUUUUAUCCGGAGAGAACGAGAUAAAUACGUCGAGAUCUCUAAAUAAGAGUUAAAUAAAAACGUAUGGAUAUCUGUGGAUGUACAUUCUUACAACGACCCAGAGCAUUACAUCCCAGAAAUUUGAGUUAUUUCACUGCUGCCAACUGAAGAAAUCGAAAGGUGCAGUCCUUUAAGUUUUUAGACCUUUACGCCAUUUCGCCCACAGAGAACGGAGCAACGAGGUCAAGUUUAUAAAGGCAGCGUCCCCCUUUCAAGUUUUAAAAUGUUUGCUUCCUGCAGGAGGAUCUCUCUUCAAAGUCAAGCUCUCCCCCGAUCAAGAAGAGUUCGCCCAACAAAUCUGUUUUUUAUUCUUUUAUAUUUGGUUGUGGGUUCAGUAAAUCUCAUGUCAGGAGCGAUUAUGACCCCUCUUCACUCUCUUUUUUUCCAAAACGUCUAAAUUAGUUAUGAGGUUGAUAAUGAAAUGAAGCUGGUUUUGCCCGGACACAGUGAGAGACUCACAGUUUAAGGGAAUAGGGAUGGCUUUGUCGGGUUUAUUUAAUGAAAUUAAUGUUUUCAUUUGAUGUACUGGUACUGACACACAACAUGUAGCCCUGUGCAACAGAUUCCUGUAAGCACUCAAACGUCCCCUUUUCUUUCUCCUGGUCACUUCAAACCUUCAACCCGCCUGGUUUUCUCCCCCUCAUGAGAGUUCAUCCACACGGGGCUUUAAAACAACACAUGUCACUCAGCCAACAAACCGAUCACUCGCCUCUGUUGUCCUGGAAACCGAAGAGAUGGGAAACCCUGCAAACUGUUCACUAUGCAUGUUCCACAGUCCUUCUUCUUUUGGUCUCAGUCGCUCAUGUAAUAUUCAACCCUGUAUUUAUAUAUUUUAUUUGUUCUCCUAUGAUGAACUGUACAGAACUUUUCUUUUGUUUACUUCCACCUGUGAUAGAUUUGCAACAAUGUAAAGAAAUUGUUUGCUCUAGAAAUAAACAAAGAACUGAUGUGCG